Molecule: messenger RNA, 684 nt
Organism: Cordyceps militaris CM01
Lineage: Eukaryota; Fungi; Ascomycota; Sordariomycetes; Hypocreales; Cordycipitaceae
Product: 2-deoxyglucose-6-phosphate phosphatase, putative
Exons: 1
Coding region: 1-684 (227 amino acids)
Source: RefSeq, a predicted model, not a curated record
AUGACAUCUACAUCUGGCAAUGCUAGCGACGCCGACUGGCGUCCCAAGGUGGUCAUAUUUGACCUCUUGACGGCUCUUCUGGACUCGUGGACUCUAUGGGACGCAUCGACACCAUCAGGCACAGAAGAGGAGGGCCGUCGGUGGCGCGCACGAUAUCUCGAAAUCACUUUUCGCCAAGGAGCAUAUACCCCAUAUGCCAGCCUCAUCAAGCAAGCUGCCACUGAGGCCGGGGUGGCGUCUUCGGCACCCGAGGCCUUGCUAGGCAACUGGUCCAGCCUUCAAGCGUGGCCAGAGACCUUUCACGUACUACAGCAGCUCAAGAUGCGAGGGUAUAAGCUCGGCGUCGUCACAAACUGUUCCAAGACACUCGGCAACAUGGCGGCAGUUCGAGCGGCCACGUCGGAAAGUGGCGAGCAGCUUGCCUUUGAUGCCGUCAUGACGGCCGAGGAAAGCGGCUUCUACAAACCCGUCAAGCAGGCGUAUGAUGCGAUUCUAGACGCCAUGGGGGUCAGCGCCAGCGAGGCACUGUUUGUGGCGGGGAGCGCAGGCGAUGUGCAAGGCGCGACGGAUGCGGGCAUGAAGGUAGUUUGGCACAACCAUGUCGGGCUGGCGGCGAGAGGCAGCGCAGUGCCAUUGCGAGAGAGCAAGUCGCUGAACGAGGCAUUGAAGGAAUUCCUUUAUUAG